Molecule: messenger RNA, 1170 nt
Organism: Carassius auratus (goldfish)
Lineage: Eukaryota; Metazoa; Chordata; Actinopteri; Cypriniformes; Cyprinidae
Product: membrane-spanning 4-domains subfamily A member 4A-like
Exons: 8
Coding region: 181-933 (250 amino acids)
Cellular component (GO): membrane
Source: RefSeq, a predicted model, not a curated record
AUACUUAUCUUAUCUUAAGAAAGGAAAGAUAUUUGUUUAUUUCCUGCUAGCAGUGGCCAGGUUUGUGUUUUAUAAAGCUCAGGUGAUAAGACAAAAUGGCAAAGUGCGACUACGUUGCAAAGUGACUCCACAGAGCAAACUGAAGAGAGUUUCUGGUAAAUUUCAGAUUUGGAAGCAAGAAUGUCCCACACAGUCUUACCCAUGAAUUCUUCAACACUCAUCAUCCAGAUUCAACCACCAACACAAACAACACCAGCUGGGACCGAGACAAAUGCUCCUGCACCUGUUUAUGUCCAACAGAUUGCAGGAGUUUCCCCUCUUCAUGGAUUUCAAGCAUUUCUGAAGGGCCAACCAAAAGCCCUUGGGACUGUCCAGAUAAUAAUUGGUCUGUUGACUUCCAUGCUUGGGAUUGUGUCUACACUUCAUGCAGAUUCCAUAUUUGUCUAUAGUGGUAUUCCUUACUGGGGAUCAAUCAUCUACAUUAUUGCAGGUUCACUCUGCAUUGCUGCCGAAAACAAACAUAAUUCACCCGGCAGUUUAUGUUUGGUGAGAGGUUCACUUGGAAUGAACAUUUUCAGUGCUUUAACUGCAGCCAUUGCAAUUAUUAUAAUUUCAGUUGAUUUGGUAUUUGGACUGUUUUACUACAAUAUCUGCAGUGAAUGUACGACCCUAUUCUUUGGAAUCGGGAGUGUUUUGGUGAUAUUUGCAUUGCUUGAGUUUAUCAUCUCCAUCUGUCUAUCAGCAUUUGCCUGUAAAGCCACCUCCUGCUGUUAUCAACAGGUGCCAAAUGUUGCACAAGGUUUACCUCCAGUGCCCAGUGAUUUUAGGUCUUGUCAUUUCCAUGAUCUUAAGAGCCCAGAGAUAUCUGUGAUCAGCAACCCUUCCAUGAAUCACCAACCUGCAGAAAUUCCUCCACAAUACCGUGAAAAAUAAAUGAAUAUGAAUAGCAAAAAUCCUGCAGUUGUCUGUGCUGCUUUUGUGGGACAAAAGGCUUCCUGUCCCUUACUACUAAUGUGUAAAUUAUAACUAUUCAAGACACUAAUAGAUACUAUUUCCUGAUUUUCAUUCUUUAGUUAAGUCAAAGUUGCCUAAUCAUCAGUGAAACUAGAUAGAUUGUUUAGAAUAAGUAAUAGACAAAACUGUACUACUAUAAGAAUAAAAUAUACUGAA